GAGAGAGAGAGAGAGAGAAUAUGCUCUGAGGAAUUGUCUCGUUAAUGAAGGAAAGGAACGAAACCGCGAGCACGCGAGCGACCGAAGCAUAGGAGACUGCACGCGACACGUACAAUGUGUAGAACGAGACGCGGCAGAAUGGAACAUCUGGCACGAGCAGCAGUGUGACGAGCUGGAGGAUCCAACGUUACGGUCCCGGAGAGCCGCGUCUGACCCGAUGAACUGAUUCAUUGAUGCUUUCUCCACCAGCGGUGGAACGGACGCGUGCGACUGCACGGAUUUGCACGCACGCCACUCAACCAUGGCUUGGGUUUGGAUAUUAACUUUGGCCAUCGGUAUUAACGUGAACAAAGUGCUGGCUGGGCCUCGGUUCUCCCAGGAGCCUGCAGACCAGUCAGUGGUUCUGGGUGAGCGUGUGGUUCUGUCCUGUGUGGUCUUUAACUAUACAGGCAUUGUGCAGUGGACCAAAGACGGACUUGCACUGGGCAUAGGAGAAGACCUGAGGGUGUGGCCACGGUAUCGUGUAUUGCGGAUCGUGGACGUUGGCCAGUAUAACCUGGAGAUCUCAGCAUCUGAGCUGUCAGACGAUUCUCUGUACGAGUGUCAGGCCACGGAGGCAGCACUACGCUCCAGAAGAGCCAAACUCACUGUGCUCAUCCCCCCUGAUGAUCCGGUGAUUGACGGUGGUCCGGAGAUCCUGCUAACAGCAGGGGUCUCGUACAACCUGACUUGUGUGUCCCGAGGGGCUAAACCUCUCUCCACCAUAGACUGGUACAAGGAUGGCGUGUUAGUGGAAGGAGCACAUACAAGCACUGAGGUCUUACCUGACAGGAAGCGUGUCACCACACGUAGUUUCUUGCCUAUCCAGCCUGUGGAUACAGACACAGGAAGAAACUUCACCUGCGUUUCCAUCAACCCUGCAGUACCACUGGGCAAGAGAGCAAGCAUCACACUCAACGUGCACCAUUCUCCUACAGUAUUAUUAUCGAUUGAGCCUCGUUCUGUUCUAGAGGGAGAGAGAGUGACAUUUACCUGCCAAGCUAUGGCAAACCCUCCUAUCAUGGGCUACAGGUGGGCUAAAGGCGGCGUUAUUCUGGAGGGUGCGAGGGAGAGUGUGUUUGUGACGACAGCAGACCACUCCUUCUUCACUGAGCCCGUUUCCUGUCAGGUGUUCAACGCUGUGGGCAGCACCAACGUUAGCAUCCUGGUCGACGUCCACUUCGGUCCAAUCCUGGUGGUGGAGCCCCGACCAGUGACGGUAGAUGUGGAGUCUGAUGUCACACUGAACUGUAAAUGGGCAGGAAAUCCCCCUCUCACCCUCACCUGGACCAAGAAGGGCUCCAGUAUGGUUCUCAGUAACAAUAACCAGCUGUAUUUGAAGUCAGUGAGUCAGGCAGAUGCAGGCCAGUACGUGUGUAAAGCCAUCGUGCCCAGGAUUGGGGUUGGAGAGACAGAGGUCACACUCACGGUCAACGGACCGCCGAUCAUUUCAAGUGAUCCAGUCCAGUACGCCGUCAGAGGGGAGAGAGGAGAUGUCAGGUGUUAUAUCGCCAGCACCCCUCCCCCUGAUAAAAUAGUGUGGGCUUGGAAGGAGAACGUGUGGGAGAAAGAGAGAGGCACCCUCCUGGAGAGGUACACAGUAGAGCAGAGUAAACCUUUGCCACAAGGGGGCGCUGUACUCUCCACACUCACCAUCAACAAUGUCAUGGAGUCUGACUUCCAGUCCACGUACAACUGCACUGCCUGGAAUUCCUUUGGUCCAGGAACAAUGAUCAUCACAUUAGCAGAGACAGACAUGGUGCCUGUGGGAAUAAUCGCGGGUGGAACAGUCGGAUCCUCCAUCCUGUUAAUUCUCUUCCUGAUCUCACUGGCAUACUACCUGCACCGCCAGCGAAAGGAAGGUCGUCGUGGGGUCGCACUAAAACCUGACAUCAAGGUUGAGACGGUCAACAAGGAGACGCCCAGCAUGGAGGAAGACACUGCCAGCGUUUCCACGGCAACACGCAUGUUUCUUCCCUCUGUCUCCCUCUCUCCCUCCACUCAGCCUUUCAAAGAAGAGGGUGAGGUGAAGCAGGACACGCGGCCUGAAACGCAGGAGACCAGGGAGGAGUAUGAGCUCAAGGACCCCACUAAUGGUUAUUACAACGUCCGUGCGACGACGCACGAUGAAGCUCGUCCUGUCUCCCGCGCAAUACUCUACCAGGAGUUCCGGCCACCAAACCCCGCCUCCGUGUCUGCCUCGGCAACAGGCCCAGUAACCAACAUUAACCCCGCCCCCAUCGGCCGCUACGAGCCCCGCCCUUCAUCGCGGAUUGCUCACAGCACCUAUGCACACUUCAACACCAUCGCCAGGACGAAACAGAGCCAAGCCCCGCCCAAACCAGUACCUCAGACCACAGACUAUUCCAGGGAAUGUGGCCUGCUGGAAUCAACCAAUCAGCUUGCUUACGACACCUAUGGAUAUCCAAGCACAGCCCAGUAUGCACAGUACAGGCUAGGAUUUGCUCCACCACUGGAGGAAGGUCCAGCCUAUGAGAUGUAUCCUACAGGACAGGGGGUGGGACCCAGUCAAGGGGCAGGGCAAGAUGCUGGAUUAGGGAAGUAUGGGAGCUCCACGCGUUUCUCCUAUUCAUCCCCGCCCACAGAAUUCUCUCAAAGACACACACAGAGAAUGCAGACGCACGUAUGAGAGUGUAAUGGACACACACACACACACACACACACACUCUCUCACUGAGCACUCGAAAAAAGAAAGAAAAAACAUACUGUACCCAUAUUUAAAUGUGACACAUCACGCCACAACAGUAGCCAAAAUGAUUAAUCCAAACACACUCGCACACUCGCACACACACACACACACAUGCGCAAACACACACACAC
Molecule: messenger RNA, 2880 nt
Organism: Electrophorus electricus (electric eel)
Lineage: Eukaryota; Metazoa; Chordata; Actinopteri; Gymnotiformes; Gymnotidae
Gene: kirrel1b
Product: kirre like nephrin family adhesion molecule 1b
Biological process (GO): cell-cell adhesion
Cellular component (GO): plasma membrane; cell-cell junction
Molecular function (GO): cell adhesion molecule binding
Source: RefSeq, a predicted model, not a curated record